Exaiptasia diaphana is the source of this 2655-nucleotide messenger RNA. RefSeq names its product zinc finger protein 624. The transcript has 2 exons. Gene Ontology annotation, cellular component: nucleus. Lineage: Eukaryota; Metazoa; Cnidaria; Anthozoa; Actiniaria; Aiptasiidae. The annotation marks the transcript as partial. Gene Ontology annotation, biological process: regulation of transcription by RNA polymerase II. Gene Ontology annotation, molecular function: DNA-binding transcription factor activity, RNA polymerase II-specific; RNA polymerase II transcription regulatory region sequence-specific DNA binding. The record is from RefSeq and is a predicted model, not a curated record.
AUGGAUGAAUACUAUACGUCUUUUGAAAACAACAAYGAAGGACUUUUUUCRCUUUCUUCUCUUGUGUCUGGAGUAUGUUCUGUGUCAUCUACUCAUGACACAGGAAACCCAAKCAACCAACCCUUUGAACAACACAACAAGUCCAGCUUGAUUGACAYURGUGAYAUUAAAACAGAGAAUGACACAAGUAGCUGUGAUUUAAUCGAUCAACAGCAAAACAACGGCAGUUUACUAGAAAGUGUUGCUGYGCAAAGCARCCWAWCAGUGACAAGUGAUUCAUCAGCUUUGGAACAASAACUUGAUGGCCAGAUUGGUCAGGAGGGAAUGCAUAGCUUUGAAGGUUUGAUUGAUAUCAACAACAUUAAAAAAGAAUCUAUCAAUAAUUUUGCAGAUAACUGCCAACCAACUGGUGAUUCUGAAUGUGAUUCUACGCAGAACAUACAAGCAUCUACCAGUGACUUGAAGGACUCUGAGUGUGUCCUUUGCGUGCAGUGCAACAAAUGCGAUAUCAAAGAUCAAUAUCUACAAUUUGAAAACAGAGAACUACAAGAAGGUGAAAAUAAAGAAGAGCGACAACCUACUAACAUUAAAGAACAACAGCAACAUGGCAAUGAAGAUGUACAGCAACACAGCGAUAUCAAAGAACAAUAUCGACAAGUUGACAACAGAGAACUACAACAAGGUGAAAAUAAAGAGCAACAACUUACUUACAGUGAAGAACAACAACAACAUGCCAAUGAAAGCGUACAACAACAUAGCAAUUUCAAAGAACAAGAUCAGCAAAUUGACAGCGAAGAACUACAACAAGGUGAAAUUAUACUAGAGCGUCAACCUAACAACAGCAAAGAACAGCAACAUAAAUGUAUUAACACAGAACAUCAAUGUAGAAAAUGUAAUAAAUGGUUUAUUAGAACAAUAAGAGAUGUACARCAUGAUAAUCAUCAUCAACAUGGUGACAGCUUGGAACGACAGCAGCUAACAGACAGCGAAAAGCAACUACAAGCUGAGAGGAACGAGGAACGAGGAGGUGACAGCAACAAGCAGGAUUGUGACAAUAAGAGUGAGCAACAGYUUCAACAAGUUGACAGCAAAAUUCCAGAACUUCUUUCAACUAAUACGGACCUUAGGUCCAUUGUUCCAUUUUGUACUAUUUGCUCCAUCUGGUUUAGUACAAAGAAGGAACUGGAAAGUCAUCAAGAAAGAAAGCACAAAGAUAAUACUAGCAAUACAUCCAAUUUUGCUGUUGUAAACGAGCAUUAUAGGURUUUUAGUUAUAGUGAACAACAUGGUGACAGCAGCACAGAGCAACAAAAACGUAAACAACCUGGUGACAGUGGGAACCAGGAUUGUAGCAGCAGCAACAAGCGACAACGAGUUGAUAACAAUGAUCCACAGCAAAGUGACCUUGCUUCCAUAGUUCCAUUUUGUGCUGUUUGCACYAUCUGGUUUAGCACGAGGAAGGAGCUGAAGGAUCACCAAGAACUGCAUGCUGGGAACGAGGAUGGAUUAGAUCACCAGAUUACAGACCGUGUCAAUUCCACCAGUGUUGCACCACACCAGGAGGUGGAUAACCAGAGCGACAUACAGAAUUUAAACAUAKUUUUCAAGUGUGUGUUCUGUGAAAUGUCUUUUACAAAUAGUCAAGACUUAGAUUGCCAUCAACAGAGGCACAUUGAAAGACCAUACAAGUGUACGCAAUGUGGUAUGGGAUUUGCAGAGAAGACCCUUUUAGAAAGCCAUCACGAUCAAUGCUGGCCAUUUAGAUGCAAUGUCUGCUUUCAAAAAUUUGACAUCGAAGAGAGUAUCGAAAGCCACAGUCUAAUAAUGCACAAGGACAGCCAAAUACAAGAAAUUUACAAAUGUGGCACAUGUCUUAAAGGWUUUCCCAGAAUAAGGUCAUUGAAGAAUCACAUUCAGCUACGCAAAACACGUGAUCCAUGCGUCUUAAAGUGCCACAUUUGUCAUAAGGAAUGUAAAACUGGAGAAGUUCUAGGAGAGCAUUUUUCUCAGGAACACAAAGAAACUAGCGUUUUAAAGUGCCUGCUUUGCGAUGAAGAAUUUGACUCGGGCCGCUCGUACACGAAACAUUGUCAAGAACAACACAAUGGAGAGCAAAGRAGGCAUACUAGUGCUAAACCACAGUGCCCAAUUUGCAACAAAGAGUUUCUUUAUCCAAGUUCUCUGACUAAGCAUACGAUGGUCCACACUGGAGAAAAAUCAUUUGCCAAGCCAGCUGAAAAGUUUGAAUGCACAGUUUGCGGUGAAAUGUUGAAUAACGGGAUCUCUUUCUGGAUCCACUUUUAUAAACACUCCAACGGMAAACCAUUCAAAUGCUCAAUUUGUGGAGAAGGCUUUGUACAUCAGAACUCGUUGAAGAUUCAUUCGAAAACGCACAUUGGAGGGAAAAUGUUCAAAUGCAAAUUUUGCCACAUUCAUUUCCAAUGCAGGAAGACCUUUGAAAAUCAUGUUAUGAAGCACAAAGCUCAAAAAUUUAAGUGCAAUGUUUGCAAUUCUGUCUUCAAAUACAAGGCGACCUAUGAUUUGCACCUGUGUAAACCCGCGUCAGGGCUGAAACCAUUUGAAUGUAUGAUUUGCAAUAGAACCUAUAGAUACAAGCGUAAUUUAACUGCUCAUUACGCUGAUAAGCACACAGGA